AUGAAAGUCAUUAUCGCCUUUAUUAUUGCAGCUCUUUUGCAGUGCUGUAUUGCUCAGAAGGAGGAUAGACCAACUGCAAAUGAAAUUUCAGUAACUCGAGACUCCUUACUAAGUGCCAUUGCAUCAACCGAUUUGCAACUAGAACGAGAUAUCGUAAUAAGUAGACCAGCUACAAACGUUUGGCAAGAGAGGGAACUGAUUAUAACCACACCACCAGUGGAAACCAAGAAGGAACUAUUCCCAACUACAAGACCAAUAGAAGGCAGUAUGAAAUUAGUCACAGCUACAACCCCAAUAGAUAGCGAAAUGGACCUAUUUUCAACUAUACCGUCAAUAAAAACCAAGUGGGAACUGGGUCUAACUGCAACACCAAGAAGUAACAAGUUGGAGUUGGUGAUAAUCAGACCCCCAUUAAAAGACAAGGCGGAAUUGGUACCAAUUACAGGACCAAUAGCUACCAGGAGAGAACAGGUCUCAACUUUACCGUCUCUGGAAAUCGAGAGGCAGCCAAUAGAUACUCAGCGGGAACUGGUCCCAACUAUAACAACAAUAAGUACCAGGUGGUUACUGGUACCAACUACAACUUCACAAGGUUCCAGGAGGGAACUGGACCAAACUACAACACCAAUAAGUACGAAGUGGGAACUGGUCCCAACUACAACUUCAAUAGGUUCUAGUAGAGAACUGGUCGAAACUACACCGACACUGGAAACAAAGAGGCAGCUGGUCGCAACUACAACGCCUACAGGUACCAAUAGGCAGCUAAUCCCACCUGCAACUCCAAUGGGUACCAAGUUGGAGUUGGUCAUAACUAGACCGCCAAUAGAGACCAAGAAGGAAUUGUUCUCAACUAGAAUUCCAGUAGAUAUUAAAAGGCAGCAGGUCGCAACUACUACACCAAAAGAGGUUAGGAGACAACUGAUCCCAAUUAAAUCAGUAUCAGAAACCAAAGCAGAGCUCGUCAGAACUACAACACCAAAGGAAACCAAUAAAAAACUGGUCAGAACUACAACACAUGAGGAAAUAGUCAUUGCUGCAACACCCAUAGGAAUCAAGAAAGACCUUAUAACGACAACCCCAUUGAGCCAAAUAACAAGUUAUUUAUCUCCUGUCGUAACAACAAUAUUGAGCCCUACAAUGUCCACUCCCGAUCUCGCUGAAAAACCUAAAAAAUUACGCAAAUACCCCAAGUACAGACUUAAGGCGAGGCGACGUCGCACUACAACAAAGCAACCCUUCCAUGUUCCCAAAACAAGCUGA
Messenger RNA from Bactrocera latifrons, 1260 nucleotides. Its product is annotated as lysostaphin-like. The transcript is spliced from 2 exons. NCBI's taxonomy places the organism in Eukaryota, Metazoa, Arthropoda, Insecta, Diptera, Tephritidae. Bases 1 to 1260 code for a protein of 419 amino acids. The record is from RefSeq and is a predicted model, not a curated record.